Messenger RNA from Letharia columbiana, 417 nucleotides. RefSeq lists its product as uncharacterized. The record is from RefSeq and is a predicted model, not a curated record. The transcript has 2 exons. NCBI's taxonomy places the organism in Eukaryota, Fungi, Ascomycota, Lecanoromycetes, Lecanorales, Parmeliaceae. Bases 1 to 417 code for a protein of 138 amino acids.
AUGGCCCUUCGCAACCAGGCCCGCAAAGACGAGAUUGUUUCCAAGCUUGCAGAGAAAGCGCAAGGGGUGUUGCUAUGGGUACACUUCGAGAUCGCUUGCAAUAGCCGAGCAAGUGUGUCGGCACUGAUUGAGGUUGGAGCAGAAUGGAUUCGCGCUGAAGUGUUUGCCUUGGCGGGCAUAAGGGCCGACUGUGAAAUUGUAGAGAUGUUACUGGGCAAGCUUUCCACAGCGACCGCGAAGGCAAGAGUAGCCGCCGCUGCGAUGUUCAGAUUGACGCUGGCAGAAGGCGCAUCGAACAGGAAUGAAAAAGCAGUGCGGAUUCUCGGAGUCUUCGCUCGUCUCGUAGAUUUUUCAAUCAAGGGUAGAGAUGUCGCCAUGCUUCAACGUCCCUCGAAUAGUCAAAGCUGCGGUGACUAG